AUGCGACCCGGGUGCAAUCCCAGCUUCCGACGCAUGCGAGCUAUGUUUGGGGUCAUCCUACCAGAGAUGGGUUUGAGCAUUCAGCAGGCAAAAUCACUUAUUAGCAAUGCGUGCUACGGUUUAGAUCCGGCCUGCGACUUCUUCAGCCUCCGAUGCUCGAGUAACUCGAUCAUUCGGUUUACAAACCUGAUUGCGGGAAGAAAGGAUGCCGGGAUGUGCCCACAAGACAACCACUGUGGCAAAACACCUGACUGCUGCAGCUACAAGGAAGCUGAUCCAAUGGCAACAUUCACACUGGAGCACACGUACCAAGCUUAUCGAAACUGCUCCGGACGCACCAACUGCUCAGACAUACAGGCGCCGUGGCAGGUCGUCAACCCCACCACAGGGGCCACGUCAUCGUAUGUGCAUCUAGAAUAUGUCUGUGACAACGUUGUUAACAUGAUGCCAAUGUGUGGAGGACCCUUCAAGAAAACGAACAAAGUCACCAACUCUACCGAUAUCUGGUUCCAAGGAUCAUCCGAGGCCUUUGAUCCAACUAAAGCAAGCAAAGAGUGCAAAUGUUCGUUCACUAAUAUGCAUACACAGACUUCGACCACGCUCAUUCUGGACUGGAUAGACGUACGUCUGGAGAGCCACAACCGUGACGUCAACGCCUCAUCGGCAAUGUGUUCCAGCGCUAUAUUUACGCCCGAGGGUUUCUUUCGGCGUUGUCAGGAAUCAACCGAACAUUGGAAAGAUAACUUUAUAUAUAAAAGCCUACAUUAUAUUACCUUGUCACCUGGGCAGACAACGGAGGUGCUUCUGAGGGACAUUCACAAGGACGGUGCACGUGACUCACCAGCCAUGAUCUGGUUCAAGGCAAGAGCCUAUCCUGACAUGCUGUUGAAUAUCACCUGCGAAGAAGUUAUACACGCAGUAUUUACUACAACUACAUCAACAACCACUACUACUUCACCAACAACAACUACCAAACAACCAACAACAACUACACCACAGCAAACAACUACACCAAAGCCAACAACAACUACACCACAACCAACAACAACUACACCACAACGAACAACUACACAACAACCAACAACAACUACACCACAACCAACAACUACUACACCACAACCAGCAACAACACCACAACCAACAACAACUACACAACAACCAACAAAUAUACCACAACCAACAACAACUACACCACAACCAACAACUACACCACAACCAACAUCUACACCACAACCAACAACUUCACCACAACCAACAACUACACCACAACCACCAACAACUACACCACGACCAACAACUACACCACAGCCAACAACAACUACACCACAACUAACAACAACACCACAACCAACAACUACUACAACACAACCACCAACCACACCACAACCACCAACACCUACACCACAACCAACAACAACGCCACAACCAACAGAAAAUAAACCACUACCAACAACAACUGCAACACAAAUACCAACUGAAAUUCCGACAACUAAGACUACUGCAGUCCCCACAGCUGAGAAGAAAGCUACACCUGUCAACGUUGGAACAAUCGCAGGUGGAGUUGUUGGAGGAUUAUUCGGUGGUGCAUUAGUUGUACUAAUUGCUACUUUGAUGCGGCAGUACAGAAUAAAGUGCAUUCCUGUGACAGGUUUCUCAACGGGCAAUGUUUAUGAAAUAGCACAGUGUCCAAGAGAAAAUACUACUGGUGAAAGCGAGUAUGAUGAAAUCGGACAUCCAAGUGCCUCGCGAGACCAAAAUCAUGUUACUCAAGAAUAUGAACUCUUAGGUGAGUAA
This is a messenger RNA of Dreissena polymorpha, 1794 nucleotides long. Its product is annotated as mucin-4-like. Bases 1 to 1794 code for a protein of 597 amino acids. Lineage: Eukaryota; Metazoa; Mollusca; Bivalvia; Myida; Dreissenidae. The transcript has 9 exons. The record is from RefSeq and is a predicted model, not a curated record.